UAAUAGGUUAGUGGCAUUACAUAAUUCUAUUACUAGUAUCAUAUCAUAUGUUUUUGAGGGGAAUAACAUUUUGGUGUGCUAUGUUGAGUCAUGGGUGUGUGCAAGUAGAAAAAGUAAGUGGAACACUGACCUAAAUGAUAUGUUAAUAAUAUGGAGAAGGCAACCUAAGAUCCAACACUUCAUCAAUGAUAUCACCAACCCAUAUGGAUUAAAAAUAAAAUUAGAGUAGGAAAGUGCUACUGGUGUGCAUUUCCUGGAUGUGUUGUUCACACUAAUAGGAGAGGCUAUCACUACAAAUAUUUAUAGAAAACCAACUUAUAAUUUGCUAUUUAUACUGCAGAUGUCCUAUGACCUGAUUAGCUAUAAACUGGCAUCAUUCAGGGCUCUUAUCAGAAGAGUUCUUGAACUGUACAAAUGUGCAAGACAGAAUACAGGAGUGUGAAUACAUUAAAACAAUUAGACACCAAUUCAGAUUCAAACUUCAAACCACAGAAAAAAAUAUGAUAAAGAGUUUCACAUUAGAUUAAAAAAAAAAAGAGUUCAUACUUUUAUAUCAGAAAAAUUGGUAUUCUAAAGAUCUUCAAAACCUUCAAAGUUUAUUUACAUAUUAGUAAUAAUUGUUAUUUAGUCAUGUUGUUAUCCAUAUACAGUUGAGUCCACAUAAGUCAUCAUAGGUAUAACUAGACACUGUCAGUUAAGUAGUCAGUUUUCUGUGGUCCCAGCCAAUUUAUAUAGGCAUUAAUUUUAAAAAACUCUGGUUUAUUCAACAGUGUUUAACUCAUCACCACUGGAUAAAUCGACAUACUUUUUCUGUCCCACAAUUGUUUAGACCUAUGGUUCUCAAUCUGUGGUCCAUGCUUCAUGAAGCCACUUCAAGUGUUUCAUGAAAAAAAUCAAAUAUACAAUUAAAAAUUGUUGUAAAAGAAAAAUCAAUACAAUGUAAAAUAAUUUUUGUAUGGGAAUGUAAUCAGCAAAUGCCAAUGAUGUCAUAUACUAACCUAGUAUGCUCUUGAUAUCAAAAAGGUUUGUCACCCCUGCUUUAAAGCUGAUAUUGUAAGUGUUCUGCGGAAAAAAAUGUCAAAGUUUAGUGUUCCCCGACUUCAAAAAGAUUGAAAACCACAGGUUUAGACGUCUGAUAAGUUGAUUCUCCUCCUGAAAAAUGUGAGUUCACACCACACAGCUUAACAUCACAGCAGAAUCAGAUUUUGCAUUUUCUCGCCUUUCAUUCAUGUGUUAUUUGCAGCAAGUGUUUAACAUUUCUGUUAGAAAUGAGUAUCCAAAACCUAACAAUGCUUAAGCUGAAGAAAAAAUACAAACUUGUAUCUGAAUUUUAAUGUAAUAAAACUUUGCAAGCCAAAUUUACAAAAACAAGAAAACCUUCCAAGAACAACAUUGAUGGGAAUUCUGAAGGAAAAAGAGGAAAUUAAGAAACUUUUUCUAGGGUCUUCAUUGCAGCUGUCUUGAAAAUGCCAGAGAAAGUUGCCAUGCAAAGAUGUCAAAGAUGCUCUGGUACAUUGGCUAAAGAAAAUUCAUUCAUCAAAUCUUCCUGUUUUGGGGCCUGAAACAAAAAGCAAUGGAAAUCACUGAGGUACUUGGAGUAGAAACCAACUUUAGUGCCAGUGAUGGAUGGUCAGAGAGAUACAUUGCAUGUACUGUAUAAAGCACUACUGUAUUUUCCUAAUUGUAGUUUUGUGGUUUUUUUCAAUUUUGUUUUAGUCAUUAUAUUGGAUAACUCAACAUAUUUCCACUUUUCCUUGGGGUGUCAACUUAUGCAGACUCGACUGUAUACAUUCUUAAUUAUAAUAUCAACAAUAUCAUUCAUAUUUACAUUGCAGAAUGGAUGUUCAGUCAGAUUUUUAAAUCCUCAAACAUACAGUAAGAAAAUUUGGAAACUGAAUUCUGUUCUUCAAGAUCACUUUGGAAGUUUUGUCGGUGCAAAUGUUUAUUUAACACCACCAGGAUCUCAAGGAUUUGCUCCACAUUAUGAUGACAUUGAAGCAUUUAUUCUUCAAUUGGAAGGAAAGAAAGAAUGGAAACUCUAUAAUCCAAGAAAUGCUAAUGAAACUCUUCCAAGAUAUUCCAGUGCAAACUUUACUCAAGAAGAAAUUGGUGAACCUAUUUUAACAGUUGAACUUCUGCCUGGUGAUCUUCUUUAUUUUCCUCGUGGAAUAAUUCACCAAGCCAAAACUUCAAAAGAUAGUCAUUCUCUUCAUGUCACAUUAUCAACGUUUCAAAAAAAUACAUGGGGAGAUUUUUUACUAAAGUGCAUUCCUAGAGCAUUAGAAAUAGCAGUAGAAGAAGAUAUUGAAUUUCGAAAAUCUUUGCCUUUAGAUUAUGCAAAAUAUAUGGGUGUAUCUAAUGCUGAUAAUGAUAUUGAAAAACACCAAGCUUUUGAACAAAAAGUAAAAGAACUAACCAUCAGACUUACAGAAUAUCUUCCUAUUGAUGCUGCAGUUGAUCAAAAAGUUAAAGAUUUUCUCCACGAAGCAUUACCACCUUUUAUUAAAUCAGAUGACAAGUUACAUAGUGUUCAUAAUGAACAACAUGAAAAUGAAGUGUUAAUAAUGCCCACCAGUAUAAUAAGAAUUAUCCAUCCAACCUGUAUUAGAUUAGUUGUGGAAGAAACAAUCAAAUUAUACUACUCUUUAGAGAAUACAAAAUUAUACCUUGAAAUUGAAUCACAAUAUAUUAAUGUUAGUGAAGAGCAGGCUUUUGCAAUUGAAAGUUUAAUUCAUUCAUAUCCACAAUUUAUAAGUGUUAAGGACUUAAAAUUAUCAACAUUAGAAGAAAAAAUUAACUUGGCAAAUCUAUUAUAUGAUAAAGGAAUCAUUGUCAUCAAGUAAACUUUUUAUAAAUGCAGAAAAUAUAGAAAAUGAGUAUGUCAAUUGUCUAGAAUUUUUGAAAAAACUUUUAAUGUAUUUUUCUGUUAUAAACAUU
Centruroides sculpturatus (bark scorpion) is the source of this 2937-nucleotide messenger RNA. Its product is annotated as ribosomal oxygenase 1-like. The transcript has 10 exons. Lineage: Eukaryota; Metazoa; Arthropoda; Arachnida; Scorpiones; Buthidae. The record is from RefSeq and is a predicted model, not a curated record. Bases 1623 to 2843 code for a protein of 406 amino acids. Gene Ontology annotation, molecular function: histone H3K4 demethylase activity; histone H3K36 demethylase activity. Gene Ontology annotation, cellular component: nucleolus.